Brassica napus (rape) is the source of this 2261-nucleotide messenger RNA. Its product is annotated as 3-ketoacyl-CoA synthase 18-like. The record is from RefSeq and is a predicted model, not a curated record. Gene Ontology annotation, biological process: fatty acid biosynthetic process. The coding region runs from base 870 to 2261 and encodes 463 amino acids. Gene Ontology annotation, molecular function: acyltransferase activity, transferring groups other than amino-acyl groups. The transcript has a single exon. NCBI's taxonomy places the organism in Eukaryota, Viridiplantae, Streptophyta, Magnoliopsida, Brassicales, Brassicaceae. Gene Ontology annotation, cellular component: membrane.
GUUGUCGAUAUAGAUGAUCCUUGUUUGCAUUACCUUUUAGUAGUUAACUAGGUAGUUUUGGACUAGCCUUUUGUUUGAUUUGUUGGUUCAAGUUUUAGAGAUCCUAUCUAUUGAUGACUUUUAUGUGUGUAUUACUUCUCAUUUGAAUCGAAAAAGUUUCAUUUUUUUAAGAACUCUUAGUUAAGAAACUCCCAUUGGACCAUUCAAAAUGGGAAUUUCUUAACUAAAAUUCUUAGGUUACUUUUAUUAAUUAAAAAGUUAUUAAGAAACCAAUUAGAGAUAAUAGGGAUAAACAUGUUCUUAAACCCUCAACCUAUUUGUGCUCUUUCUUGUUUUGGGGAUUUGUUAGUAUUGUAGCGUCGUACGUACUAGAACAAAACCACAUGACUAAUCACUGGCUUUAUCGUUUUCUAAUAUAUUAAUAAAUCUUUAUAACUCAUCAAAAUUAUCUAGUGGAAGAACUAAAGAAGAUAUGUGAUGUGAUCCAAAAUUUAAUAGAUUACUAAUUUUGUGUAAAUUGAAGUAAAUUAAUGAAAUAUUUGGUCAAAAUUAAUUUUUGACCCCCAAGAAACUUGUGUUGGAAUUCAAGUAACUCACAAAUGCAUACAAAUUUUAUAAUAUAUUAUUAUAUUAAUUUUUAUAUAUCAAAUUUAUAUAUUAUAAUCUUGAUUACGUUUCUGGUAGAGUGAAUGCAAUUUGAAGAUUCCUUAACAUGUCAGAUAGGAAAUAAAAUAUUUGCAGGUUUUGCAUGCUCGUCUCUAUAAAGUAUUUGCAUGUGAAUAGAGCUAGGAGCUGAGUGCAGAAAUAAGAGGUGAGAUAGAAGAGAGUACCUCCCUACCCUUUCUUUCUUUGUUCUCACAUACUCUCUAAUGGCUAACGUAAAGCUUAUUUACCAUUACCUCAUAACCCACUUUUUCAAGCUCUGUUUGCUCCCAUUAAUAGCACUUGUGGCCACUAAAGCAUCAAGCCUAACCCUAAACAUUCUAUUUGCGAUUUUCACUUUCGGGUCAACCGUCUACUUCUUGACCCGACCUAGACCUGUUUACCUCGUCGACUACUCCUGCCAUCUUCCUCCUGCGCAUCAAAAGAUCAAUAUCAACAAGAAUCUUGAAAUAAAUCCUUUCCUGAGUUCACUGGGCGAGACGUCGUCUUUGGACUUCUUUUAUAGGGUUCUUGAACGUUCAGGUCUGGGGGACGAGACCUACAUUCCAAAUGCACUUCAUAGCGUCCCACCUCUCCAGACCAUGGCGGCGGCGCGUGAGGAGACAGAACAAGUCAUCUUCGACGCCAUAGACAAUCUCUUAACCAACACCAAAGUCAACACGCGCGAGAUCGGUAUAAUCAUCCUCAACUCAAGCACGUUUAACCCGACUCCUUCGCUCUCAGCGAUGGUUGUGAACAAGUACAAGCUCAGGAGCAACAUCAAAAGCAUCAAUCUUGGCGGUAUGGGCUGCAGCGCAGGCGUCAUUGCCAUCGAUCUCGCAAAGGACUUGUUGCAAGUCCAUAAGAACACUUACGCUCUUGUGGUGAGCACAGAGAAUAUCAGCCGCAACGCGUACGCAGGUGACAACAAAUCAAUGAUUGUCGCAAACUGCUUGUUUCGUCUAGGUGGGGCCGCGAUAUUGCUCUCAAACAAACCGGGAGACAGGAGACGUUCCAAGUAUAAACUGCUCCACACGGUUCGGACACACACGGGAGCGGAUGACAAAUCUUUUAGAUGUGUGCAACAAGAAGAUGAUGACAAGGGCAAAACUGGCAUUUCAUUGACUAAAGACAUAACCUCUGUUGCUGGGAGAACCAUUACCAAAAACAUAGCCACUUUGGGUCCGUUGGUUCUCCCCGUGAGCGAGAAGCUCCUGUUUUUCAAGACAUAUAUACGCAAGAAGUACUUCGACGACAAGAUUAAACACUAUGUUCCGGAUUUUAAGCGUGCCAUUGAUCAUUUCUGUAUCCACGCGGGUGGGAGAGCUCUGAUCGAUGAGCUCGGGAAGAGGUUGGGGCUAUCUCCGGUUGACGUGGAGCCAUCUAGAUCAACUUUGCAUAGGUUUGGUAAUACUUCUUCGAGUUCUAUUUGGUAUGAGUUGGCUUAUACGGAGGCUAAAGGUAGGAUGAAAAAAGGGGACAAAGCUUGGCAGAUUGCUUUAGGUUCGGGUUUUAAGUGUAAUAGUGCGGUGUGGGUGGCUUUACGCAAUGUUAACCCGUCGGUUAAUAGUCCUUGGGAACAUUGCAUUGACAAAUACCCGGUUAAGCUUGAUCUUUGA